AUGGCGGGAGAGCUUCUCGCACGUAAUCUGUGUCUAUGGAUCCCUGUGUGUUUUCUGUUACUCGUUAAUGUCCAUUUUGGAACUUGUUUUUACCUUCCUGGUGUUGCACCCGAGGAUUUCCACAAGGGGGAUCUGUUGAGGGUGAAAGUGAACAAACUAUCUUCAACAAAAACACAGCUUCCUUACUCCUACUAUUCACUGCCUUAUUGUCAUCCAGAUCACAUAGUUGACAGUGCUGAGAAUCUUGGGGAAGUUCUUAGGGGUGACCGCAUAGAAAACUCUCCUUACGUGUUCAAAAUGAGAGAGCCCCAGAUGUGCAAUGUUGUUUGUCGGCUAACUCUCGAUGAAAAAUCAGCCAAAGAGUUCAAGGAAAAGAUAGAUGAUGAAUAUCGUGUGAACAUGAUUUUAGACAAUCUCCCUUUGGUUGUUCCACUGAGACGUCCGGAUCAUGAGUCUUCCUUGGUGUAUCUGCAUGGCUUCCUAGUUGGUCUCAAAGGACAGUAUGCUGGAAACAAGGAAGAAAAGCAUUUUAUCCACAACCACUUAACAUUUAUUGUUAAGUAUCACAGAGAUCCAGUGACAGAGACGUCCAGGAUUGUAGGCUUUGAGGUUAAGCCUUUCAGUGUAAAGCAUGAAUAUGAAGGUGAGUGGGAUAACAACACGCGCUUAACUACAUGUGAUCCUCAUGCAAAAAUGUUAGUCUCAGGCUCUGAACCUCCUCAAGAGGUUGAAGACAAGAAGGAGAUUAUUUUUACCUACGAUGUUGAGUUCCAGGAGAGUAAUUUGAAGUGGGCUUCUCGCUGGGAUUCCUAUCUCCUAAUGGCCGAUGAUCAAAUUCACUGGUUUUCAAUUAUAAAUUCUUUAAUGAUUGUGCUUUUCCUAUCGGGCAUGGUGGCUAUGAUAAUGUUGAGGACACUUUACCGAGAUAUCUCUAAGUACAACCAAUUAGAGACUCAGGAAGAAGCUCAGGAAGAGUCAGGGUGGAAGCUUGUUCAUGGGGAUGUUUUCAGGUGCCCUUCGAACUCCGAUUUGCUAUGUGUAUACGUUGGAACUGGUGUUCAGUUUUUUGGAAUGAUUCUUGUGACCAUGAUCUUUGCUGCACUUGGAUUCCUCUCUCCCUCAAACAGAGGGGGGUUGAUGACUGCCAUGCUCUUGCUCUGGGUCCUUAUGGGACUGUGUGGUGGCUAUUCUUCAGUGCGUCUUUACAAGAUGUUCAAGGGAACAGAAUGGAAAAAAAUUGCUAUAAGGACAGCAUUUAUGUUUCCUGCCAUUGCCUUUUCAAUUUUCUUUGUGUUAAAUGCUCUAAUCUGGGGCCAGAAGUCUUCUGGGGCAGUGCCAUUUGGUACAAUGUUUGCUCUUGUUUUCUUAUGGUUUGGCAUCUCAGUUCCUCUCGUGUUUCUUGGUGGUCACUUUGGUUAUAAAAUGCCAUUGGCUGAGGAUCCUGUAAAGACAAACAAGAUCGCUAGGCAGAUCCCAGAGCAGCCUUGGUAUAUGAACCCAAUCUUUUCUGUUCUAAUCGGAGGCAUACUCCCAUUCGGUGCUGUUUUCAUUGAGCUUUUCUUCAUUCUCACGUCAAUCUGGUUACAUCAAUUUUAUUAUAUAUUUGGUUUCCUCUUCAUUGUGUUCCUCAUCCUCAUUGUUACUUGUGCUGAGAUCACCAUAGUUCUCUGCUACUUCCAGCUGUGCAGUGAGGAUUACUGUUGGUGGUGGAGGUCAUAUCUGACUUCUGGUUCCUCUGCCCUGUACCUUUUCCUGUAUGCUGCAUUUUACUUUUUCACAAAGCUUGAGAUCACAAAACCAGUAUCUGGGGUCUUGUAUUUUGGGUACAUGCUGCUUCUUUCAUAUGGUUUCUUCGUGGUCACUGGUACAAUUGGUUUCUAUUCGUGCUUCUGGUUCGUAAAGCUAAUCUACUCAUCGGUGAAAAUUGACUGA
Messenger RNA from Sphenostylis stenocarpa, 1932 nucleotides. The record is from the annotation of a GenBank genome assembly. Lineage: Eukaryota; Viridiplantae; Streptophyta; Magnoliopsida; Fabales; Fabaceae.